UCUAGCUCGUAGAACUGUCAACAUUAAAUGGUCUUAGUUUAUUUGUCAUUAUUUUAUGAUACAAAUAAAUUAAGAAAAUAAAUUAUAAAUAAUAAGGGCUUCAAAUACAACGAAGUUGGUUGCUUGAUUACGCUAUGGCAUCAAGCGAAGUUACGAAACUUCAGCAGCAUUUGGCGUUGCUGAAGGAGGAAUAUGGAAAACUGCAAAGUCAUUGCGCUGAAGUUGAGAGGAAGUACACCCUCGCUGCGGCGUCCGCCGGCGACUUGAGUGAAACUAGCUUUGUAGCGAGACUUUUGAUGACAGUUUCUUCGUUGUAUGGAAGAGAAACAUAUUCAGAUAUAACUAUCAAACUACAAAACAAAUCAAUGCCUGGACAUAAGUUUGUUUUAAAUGCUCGAUCUGAUGAUUGGAAUGAAGAAGCAUUGAAAAACCAAUCUGAACUAGAUUGGUCAUCUCUUCCCGACGAUGUUGGAUCAGCCCUUCUCAAAUGGCUUUACACAGAUUUGGUGGAUUUAUCAAGAGGGGAUUCCUUUGCUCUCCAGUUGAUGAAAUCAGCUGCUAGUUUCAAACUAUAUGGCCUUGUGGGCAAGUGUGAACAAGCUCUAAUUGCAUCUGUUGGUGUGAGGACAUGUGUAAAAUUUUACUCAGCAGCAGAUGAAAUUGGUGCCACAGCAUUAAAAGAGCACUGCUCUGGCCUUAUCUCUGCACAUUGGGAUGAUCUCACAGAUGCUGUCGCAGAUAAUUACGAUAAGAAGUUGAAGUUGCAGAAGAGAGAAGAAGUUGUUGUAUGCAAGUUAACUUUGAGCGUUCAAAGUAACGAAAAAUUUCCAAGUAUGAUACUCACGAAUAAAUACGAACAUCUAAAGAGUUGUAACAAAUAUCGUAAACCAAAUGAGUUGCGAUGUUAG
Molecule: messenger RNA, 908 nt
Organism: Zerene cesonia (dogface butterfly)
Lineage: Eukaryota; Metazoa; Arthropoda; Insecta; Lepidoptera; Pieridae
Product: rabankyrin-5-like
Exons: 5
Coding region: 135-908 (257 amino acids)
Biological process (GO): proteasome-mediated ubiquitin-dependent protein catabolic process; regulation of proteolysis
Cellular component (GO): cytoplasm
Molecular function (GO): ubiquitin protein ligase binding
Source: RefSeq, a predicted model, not a curated record